Messenger RNA from Varanus komodoensis (Komodo dragon), 5178 nucleotides. It is a transcript of the gene TIMELESS, whose product is annotated as timeless circadian regulator. Gene Ontology annotation, molecular function: DNA binding. The record is from RefSeq and is a predicted model, not a curated record. Bases 445 to 4062 code for a protein of 1205 amino acids. Gene Ontology annotation, biological process: replication fork arrest; DNA repair; DNA replication checkpoint signaling. The transcript has 30 exons. NCBI's taxonomy places the organism in Eukaryota, Metazoa, Chordata, Lepidosauria, Squamata, Varanidae. Gene Ontology annotation, cellular component: replication fork protection complex.
UAUCUUGCUGCCGAUGCUGCUUCUUCCGUCUUUAUCCCUUGUGCGCCGAGCAGUUUAAAUUUCGCAGACACAGUAAAACAGAUCACGCGCGUGUUUCUUUGGAGCUGCCACAUUUAACCCUGGAAAAGAGGGCGGCUUCUGGCCGUACUGAAGAGCUUCCGCUAUUCUUUCCACGGGCUCUCAUUGGCUGCUGCUCGGCUUGUUAACUCCUGGGGACAGACUGGUGGCUGUCCGUAAGAUCUGAAGGUACAACCUAUCUCCCACUUCUCUCUUUGUUCCGCCAAUACUGUAAUUGACUGGUGGCCCCUUCCCCCGGACAUUACAAUAGGAGAAGGCUUCUCUUUAAAAUAACCACCGCUGUACAGGAACACAGCUUAUUAAAGGUUCCAUAAUAAAGGUUCCAAGGUGAUUCGAGGCUGUCCUGUUUCACUUAAACUGAGCUUUAUGGACUUGUACAUGAUGAAUUGCGAACUCUUGGCAACGUGCAGUGCCCUUGGCUUCUUGGAGGGAGACACAUACCACAAAGAGCCAGAUUGCUUAGAGAGCGUGAAGGACUUGAUCCGCUACCUUCGUCAUGAGGAUGAGACUCGGGAUAUCCGGCAACAGCUGGGAGCAGCACAAAUCCUGCAGAACGACCUGAUCCCUAUCAUCAUCCAGUACCCCCAGGAGAAACAGCUCUUUGAUGCUAUUAUCAGGUUAAUGGUAAAUCUUACCCAGCCAGCUGUUCUCUGCUUUGGCAAACUCCCCCAGGAUGCCAGCUUCCGACAUCACUUCCUACAAAUCGUCUCUUACCUGCAGGCUUACAAAGAAGCGUUUGCCAAUGAAAAGAUAUUUGGGGUGCUGAGUGAGAAACUGUAUGACUUGCUGCAGCUGGACUGGGAACAGCGUCAAGAGGAGGAUAACCUCUUAAUUGAGCGCAUCCUACUUCUGGUGCGCAAUGUGCUGCAUGUUCCAGCUGAUCCCGAUGAGGAAAAGAGCAUCGAUGAUGAUGCAAGCACCCAUGAUCGUGUGUUAUGGGCCAUGCACAUAAGUGGCAUGGAUGACCUGCUGAAGUUCUUGGCCAGUUCCCAGAGUGAGCAGCAGUGGAGCCUGCACGUGCUGGAGAUCAUUUCCCUUAUGUUUCGGGACCAGAAACCAGAGCAGCUGGCAGCCACAGGGCAGGGCUGCUCAGCCAAGGACCGAGUCGCAGAUGUAGCAGAGCUGGAGGUCCUGAGGCAGAAAGAACUGGCUGAGAAGAAGAACCGUGUAUUCCAGCGGAGCAGCAGGCACUCUCGGUUUGGUGGCUGCUACAUCAUCCAAGGCUUGAAGUCUAUUAGUGACAGAGAUGUGGUGAUACACAAGGGGCUACAUAAUCUGAAGAACUACAGCCAUGAUCUGGGCAAGGAGGUCCAUCGGGUGCCCAGGAGGCGCCAGCUCGCUCCUGACAGCGAGGGCACCCCUCGCCGCUCAGCCCUCAAUGUGAGAAUCUUCCUCAAGGAGUUCUGUGUGGAGUUCUUGGAAAACUGCUACAAUCGACUCAUGUAUCUGGUGAAGGAUCACCUGGUUAGAGAGAAGGCUCAGCAGCAUGAUGAGACCUAUUACUUGUGGGCCAUAGCCUUUUUCAUGGCAUUCAACCGGGCCUGCUCUUUUCAACCUCAGCUGGUUUCUGAGACUGUUGGAGUCCGGACCUUCCAUUUCAUUGAGCAGAGUCUGACCAACUACUAUGAAAUGAUGCUUAUUGAUAAGAAGGAGGCCACGUCUUGGUCCAGAAGGAUGCAUCUGGCUCUCAAGGCCUACCAAGAGUUGCUGAUGACUGUGCAUGAAAUGGACCGCUCGCCAGAUGAAGCUGUGCGCCACAGCAGCCACAUCUUAAAGAAUAACAUUUUCUAUGUGAUGGAGUACCGCGAGCUGUUCCUCACUCUUUUCCGUAAGUUCGACGAAACUAAGCAGCCCAGGUCAUUCCUCAAGGACCUGGUAGAGACCACGCACCUUUUCUUGAAGAUGCUGGAGAAAUUUUGCAAGGGGAGGAGCAACCUAGUGGUCCAGCAGAGCAAGAAAUCCAAGAAGAAGAAGAAGAAGGCCCUGGCUCGCCAUACUGGGUCAGAUGUGCAUUCCCAUUCUCCCGAAGAGCUGGAGGAGAUGUGGCCUAGGCUGGCUGAGCAAAUCAAGAAAUGCACAGAGGGUUCUGAGCCUCUUCCAGAGAGCAUCGUUCCCUUUGAUGCAGCCUCAGAAGUCUCAAUGGAGGAUCAGAGAGCUGAAGCUAUGAUACGGAUUCAAGACAGCCUGCUAGGCGGCCGAGCAUCUGAAGCACUGUCCCUCUUACAUUCAGCGAGGGAGGUGUGGCCAGAAGGUGACAUUUUUGGAUCACCCACCCUGGAUUCAGAGGAAGAGACUGAGCUGCUGAGACGCAUCUUUUCUGCCCACCUCACUCGUCAAACAGCACCAGAGCCAGAUGAACCUGAGGAGGCAGCUGAGGAAGAAGAGGUUGCUGAGGAAGAAUUGGCAUCAGUACAAACAUCAGAAAGAGAGUUCAACUUUCUGGACUACGCAAAGCAGUUUGCCAGAGCUAACGUGGUCAAGGCCUACCUUCUGCUCUUCAAGAGCUAUGCUCAGAACAGCAGCCACACCAACCACUGUGUAGUCAAGAUGCUGCACCGCAUUGCCUAUGACCUCAAGAUGGAGGCCUUGCUCUUCCAGCUUUCUGCCUUCUGCCUCUUCAACAGACUCCUCAGUGACCCUGCUGCCGGUGCGUACAAGGAGCUGGUGACCUUUGCCAAAUACAUUGUGGGCAAGUUUUUUGCACUCACAUCCACCAACAAGAAGGCUUACAUGGAGCUGUUGUUCUGGAAGAGCACUGCUGUGGUACGGGAGAUGACUGAAGGAUACACCUUGAUGAGGGAAGAGGGAAGUUCUGCUACUUGCAAGGCCUCCCAAUGGACUGAGGAAGAGGAAGAAGAGCUGCGGGAACUCUAUUACAAGUACAAGGAAGUGGAAGGUGAAGACAUCCUGAACAACAUCCUGGCACACCUGAGCACACCCAGCCGGACACGUAAGCAGGUGGCCAAGCAGCUGGUGCGCUUGGGCCUAGCAAGGAGUGUGCGAGACUUCCCCCAGGAGCGGAAGGGAACACGGAUUGUGCUGUGGACACAGGAUCAGGAGUCAGAGCUUCAGCGGCUCUUUGAGGAAUUCCGUGACACAGAUGAUAUCUUGGCCAAUGUGAUGAGGCACAUCACAGCCAAGCGCUCCAAGGCCCGCAUUAUCGACAAGCUGCUCAGCAUGGGGCUGGUGUCUGACCGCAAGGAGCUCUACAAGAAGCGCAAGCGCAGGCCUGGCUCUCUUGGCGCGAACAAAGAGGUGUUACCCAAGGACUUUGGAGUCCCUGACCUGGAUGAGAAUGAUGACGAGGAAGAGGAGGAGGAGGAGGAAGAUUUGGAUAGCGAUGAAGAAGAGGAACCAUCUCGGGGGGAUAGUGACAGUGACAUGGGCAACAGGCCUGUGAAUGAGCGGACUAGCAGGAAAUGGGGGGCUGCAUCAGAUAGAGAUGCCCAGGAGCUUGUGCAGAGUCUGAGGCAGGAAGGUUUGUCUGGCCCCCUGUCAUGGCUCCAGAGCUGCUUGAACCGAACAGCUGCUGACCGGGAAGAGGAUGGAUCUGCCCAGCCUGUACCUCUGGUGCCACUCUCUGAAGAGAACGAGGAUGCCAUGGAGCACAAGGAUUUCCAGAAGCUUCUACGGAAAAUGAGGCUGCGAGCCCCAGCCAGCGAGCAGGAAUCUUUCUGGCGCAUCCCGGCCAAACUCAGCCCAGAGCAGCUACGACACAUGGCUGCUUCCAUUGCCCCAGAGGUCAUGGAGGGAGAAAGCAAAGAUAAACCAACUGAGGAAGACCGCCUUGAUACAGGGGAGCCACAGUGCCUGAUACUAGAAAAAGAAGAACCCAUCCAGCACUCUCAAGGACCGAAGCGGAGCCACUUGAUUAAUGACAUGGAGGAGGAAAGUCAUAGCCAAGGCUCCAGCGAUGAGGAAGGGCCACGUCCCUCCAGCAAGAGGAAAUGCCUGCGAAUUGAGGAGGAAGAGGAGGAAGAUUGAUGGAGUGGAGCUCCCUUCCUACUGGGUCAGCAAGGCCAGUUAAGCCCACCACCCACCCUGGGGCUUUGAACUGUCACCUCAGGCUGUGGUAUCUUGGAUAAGACCAUAUUGGAAAUGACUGCAAUCCCCAUCUCCCCAGUGCAUGGCACUUUUGCUUUUUGCAGGGGAAUAUACAGGAUAAACUCCUGGAGGUGAAAAUGGAGUGUGAGAUGUCAUACAAAAAGAAGAAUAGGAGAAGAGGGAGCAGGCUUGUAUCCAUGCUGCUCUACUUCAAGAGACACUAGAUACUAAAUCUCUUUCAAGAAGAAUUCUUCCUUUAAACUGUUCCAUGUUUGUAGAUGGCUAUUGGUAACCUACUCCCUAAGUGGCAUUGUUCACAUAUAACAGUGGCAGAUUGUGAGUUAAUUAACAAUUAGAGUUAGUAAGGUGAACUGUGAGUUGUUUAACCCACAGUUUGCUUAUAGCGCCCCACUUUAACCCGGAUCAGCCCAGCUAGGGUUCAAAAAGGCUGUGGAAUACACGCAACAGGCACCAUGGAAAAUUUUCCCCUAUUACAAUGACAGCCCCAUUGUCAGCCUAGAGCCAAAGAAAGCUAUUCUUGCAGAUUUGGGUUGCCCAGCAGAAAUGGAGCAGGCUGGCUCUUCCUGUCCUUGGCUUUUGGAUCUGCCUCGCACCCUCCCCCUGGGCCUGCCCUUGUCCCCUUGUUUAGUCACAUGUUGCCUUAAAAUAUUGGCACACUUCCUUUUUUAUACAUGCUCUUUCCCUUGCAUCUUGUUUUCCCGCUUACAUUCUUUCCCCCAAAAUGGGUGCUGGAGCUGGAAAUGUACCUUCCCAUUUAAUAGCAUGCGUUGAGAGUUAAAUGGGGGCAAGUGGAGGACAGAAUUCAGAAGUUGCAGCUACACAGAGAAGAGGAAGUCCAGGGCUGCUUUCUGCACUGAAGGCUUCCCAAAACAAAAUUUCUCCCUUGCCACAGGCUGCAGUUCUUUCGGUCUUGCUCCCUUUGUCAGCUGUUUCAUUGCUUGGGCUGUUCCUGUUGGAGGCAACAUCAGAGAAAUUGAUACAGAUUGUCUUCUACCUGACUGUUCAGGAGCUACCCCAGUGCCAGCCGCGUCAUGU